GAAGAAGAAACUGCGAUAAAGAAUGAGGAAGUAAAAAAAAACAUUUUCUGGCGCUGAGUCAACGGAAAAGCCGGAGUGUGGUAUUUUUAUGUGACUAGUUAUACCAACUUGGACAACUCUUUUAAAUUAUGUUUUUCAAAACGAUCCUGUUUUGACAAGUGUAAUAGCUGUCUUAUAGCCAUGUAGCUAGUUAGCUACAAAUACACCUGCUGUUGUGGACAAAGAGAUUCUGGUUUCAGUAACUUGACUUAACCCUCUGGCAAUUCUCAAUGACAACUUGGUUAGCUAGCUAACGUUAGUUAAAGAAAAUCAGGUUUCCACAACUGAUCAUUCGAGAGUGGAGCCACAUAAUGGCAUACUGCGACAAGACAGGUGAUCAUUCCUCAGCUUCUCUAAACAAUGAGGACAGUCGUAAUGGACAUGACCCGGCGACAGACAAGCCCCCGACUCCACACUCCAAAGGAAAUGCGAACGAUUGCUGUGCCACUGAAGAAGCCCGAACAGUGUCUGUCCCUCAUGGGUUGUGUGUAAAGAAGAAAAAGCUUGUCCUUCACGUUGACCUCAAUAACACCAUCUUGGUGUCUGAUGCUGUGACAGGUCAAGGAACUAUUGCAGCUUUGGAUUACUUUAUUUCCACAGUGACAUGGGGACAAAUGAGUAAACAAGGUAAAUGGAUGUGGAUGAGUGACUCACCUUCCCUACUUCCACCAUGUGAGGGCGCUGUCAGCUACUACUCCCAGUUUGGCCGGGUGGCAGGCUUCACCAGCUCCACUGCAGGUCGGCGGUUCCGGGGUGUGCUGGAUGAGCACCUGGCGAUGCUGCGAUGGCCGAAGGAGCUGAAGGGGGACAAGGAGCUGGCUGUGAAGGGGGAGGAUGGACAGCUGUACCACUGGAUCUUGCCCUCCUUCUUCCAGCUACUGAAAGACCUGGUGGCAGAGGGGAGGGACUUUGCUAUCCUGUUCCGCACUUUUGGCUCAGACCUGCCCCGCGUGCUGUCUGCAGUGUCCCGUGCACUCACUCAGGGCUCCCACCCACUCUUCCCUGACCUUCCAGCACUUAAGCUGAGUGUGAAUGAGACGCCAGGCCAGAUCCGCUGCAGUAAGAAGGGGGCGGUCCUCACCCGGGCAGAGGAGCGUCUGUCGACCCGUGACGGGGAGCGAGCCCUGUACCAGUACCUCAGCUCUGUUCAGUGCCUGGGGGGCUUCCAGGACCAUUUUGACUGUCUCGUUGAUGUAGUCAGGACACUGGGCUCUCUAUCUGUAGGUGGGCCAGGAACACCUACUCCAUCCUGGGAGGGAAACCUCUGUGGGUGGACCCCUUCGACCAAGAUGUCCAGCACAUCUUCAUCGAUGACAACAUUCGACAGAAUGACAAAGACACCAUCGUCCAUCCAAAGGUGUUUCUGGACCGAGAUGGCUCAGAGACCCGCACAGCCUCCACCUCAGAGCUGUAUGACCUCUGUCUGGUCCAGAACGAUCUGCUCAGGGCCAUCUCAGACCCAGAGUACUUCACCCAGCGCAUCAGCAUCUGCCAGGAGAACUAUGACAGGAACCUUCAGCAGGGGGCAGGCUAGAGUGGUUUGUCUGUAGCCCAGAGGUCCAGGGUGAGAAGGGGUUGGGAGAACUCAGGUCUGUAGACUGGAGGUCCAGGGUGAGAAUGGGUUGGGAGAACUCAGGUCUGUAGACUGGAGGUCCAGGGUGAGAAGGGGUUGGGAGAACUCAGGUCUGUAGACUGGAGGUCCAGGGUGAGAAGGGGUUGGGAGAACUCAGGUCUGUAGACUGGAGGUCCAGGGUGAGAAUGGGUUGGGAGAACUCAGGUCUGUAGACUGGAGGUCCAGGGUGAGAAGGGGUUGGGAGAACUCAGGUCUGUAGACUGGAGGUCCAGGGUGAGAAUGGGUUGGGAGAACUCAGGUCUGUAGACUGGAGGUCCAGGGUGAGAAUGGGUUGGGAGAACUCAGGUCUGUAGACUGGAGGUCCAGGGUGAGAAUGGGUUGGGAGAACUCAGGUCUGUAGACUGGAGGUGGAAGGUAAAAGGGAGCUCCUGUAUCCUGUAGUUGCUCCAACUCGUCCUCUAAGGUCAAUAUUCUCAGGGUGUGUGACACUGGCAACCAAUAUAUUGCAUAUGUAGAAGGCAUUAUUUUGUAGUAUUAUUGUGCUGCUGUUUUUAAAUUAUAAUAUAUAUUUUAAAAAAUUGGUAAUUGAUAUAAAGGCAUUGUUUACGUAUACCAAAAUGUGUUCAGAAAGACUUGAAUGUUUCUAAUAUUACAAAGAGAGAGAGCUGCAUGGUUGAGCAGUAAGACUAACUGUUACAACUUAAUACAUACUCUAGUCUACAGACAAAUUACUUUAAUAUUAACCACAAUUAGUAUUACUGUUUGACUGUUUAUCAUGGCAAAACAAUGGAUGAGUUUGACCUAAUAUAAUUUGGGUUUAUGUGGUUUGGAGUUUAUUUGCACUGAAAAUUACUUUACUUUCUUUGGAAGCGCUCUCAUGUGGACAAAAAGUAUAUAUCCGGGGAAUGUGUGUCACGCUUUCUCUUGAAGGUUUGUCAUAGUGGUGGAUGAGGUGAGCGGCCCCGUUACAAUGUAAAGCUCUUUGGGUGUCUAGAAAAGCGCUAUACACCGACUGUACAAAACAUUAAGGACACCUUCCUUUGGGGCAUGGACACUACAAAGUGUCAAAAGUGUUCCACAGGGAUGCUGGCCCAUGUUGACGCCAAUGCUUCCCGCAGUUUUGUCAAAUUGUCUGGAUGUCCUUUGUGUGUGGACCAUUCUUGAUACACACGAGAAACUGUUGAGCUUGUAAAAACCCAGCAGCGUUGCAGUUCUUGACACAAACCGGUGCACCUGGCAUCUAAUACCAAACCCCGUUCAUAGGCACUUCAAUCUUUUGUCUUGCGCAUUCACCAUCCUCUGAAUGGCACACAUACACAAUCCAUGUCUCAAAUGUCUCGAGGCUUAAAAAUCCUUAUUUAACCUAAGUUGCAUCAAUAAGGGAUCAUAGCAUUCACUUGGUCAGUCUGUCAUGGAAAGAGCAGGUGUCCUUAAUGUUUUUACUAAGUAUAUAAGUUGAAUCAAUGAUUAGUAUUAGCAUAUUUAUUUUUAAGCUUGAAGGGAGUGUGGCGUUUGACUACUGCAAAUUUGAGACACCUUUUCAAAGUAGCACAUCACAAUCACCAGGAUGUGGGUAAUUGUGGAAGAGAAGGCGUCAGCAUGCUUCAGUUCGGCUAGCACCUAGCCGAACUCAGCUUGGAGAACCAAAUGAGUGUGCUCGCAUACUCCCUUAAAAGACUUUUGCUUGAAAAAAGCGACAAUAGUAAUGUUUGUCCAUUUUGAGACACUAGUUGUAUACACUUCCUCAGUCUAGUCAGAAUAACUAAAAAAAUCGUUCAUUCAUUUUUAUGUUUUUGCUAAGGAGAACUUAGUCGUGCAAUUUUACAUUUAACUGUUUGGUGCAGUAUUUCUCAAUGAAUUUUUUUUCUCAUGAAAUCGAGUCGUCUUGUUGAAUGACAACAGACUUAAUUGAAGAAUCACUACUGUUGACCAAUCAACGACCAAGAGGCGUAGACUCCGGCUACUGACUUUGGCUUGCCUCUAGAAUAUUGUUUUGUGUGUCCGAACAGCCAAAAAACCCUUUAUUGAAGUCCAAAACGAACAAAAACAUCCCAGUGCUGUCAUUAUAUAUGCACAAACUGUGUUGGCUGGGAAGCAUGCAGACGCCUUUUAAAGCAGCAAUCAGGCCUUUGACUGCAAUUAUACAAAAAGAGGCAUGGGGCAUUGUUGCUAAGGCAAAGUCACAUUUGAUGGGAGACGGAUUCAGAUGCAAGAUUGUCUGUUGGAUCGACUGACUGUUACCUUAUCAUGCACUCACAAAGUCAGUCUGAAUGCUUGAAUCUGGAUAUACUUAGUGUCUUUUUGUAUGUCAUUGUUUUACGUCAGAUAGCGUGACUAAUCGCCUGCACUGAGUGUCAGGGGACGAGUAACGCGUAUGAGUGAUGCCACCUGACGUAAGACGAUGCUUGUAUGUUUCAUGAUGAACAUUCUGAACAAUCAGCUUGUGCGGUGUUCAAUAAACCUCCUGAGUGGAAGAAAAUGUA
Molecule: messenger RNA, 4095 nt
Organism: Salmo salar (Atlantic salmon)
Lineage: Eukaryota; Metazoa; Chordata; Actinopteri; Salmoniformes; Salmonidae
Source: RefSeq, a predicted model, not a curated record